Molecule: messenger RNA, 984 nt
Organism: Aphanomyces astaci
Lineage: Eukaryota; Oomycota; Saprolegniomycetes; Saprolegniales; Verrucalvaceae
Exons: 3
Coding region: 1-984 (327 amino acids)
Source: RefSeq, a predicted model, not a curated record
AUGAUGCGUCUAAUGUGUUUGGCUGUGCUGUUUGUGGUGAACGUCCUCCUGGCCGUCACCAGUAGCGUCGCCCUUGCCAGCAUCCCCCGCAACGGGUGGCUCCGCCAGUUCUUUUUCAAGCUUCUCGGCCGCUACGACCGUCGCAAGUUCAUCCCGACGUUUGCCGCCCGCCUAGAGCGCUGCAAUGCCCAAGACAAGGACGUGAUGACCUCGAUUCUAACCAAAAAUGAUCCAGCAGGGCCUUCUGAGGGCUUGCACUCUAACCUCCUCCAAGACACCAUCGUGUACUCCGAAGUGUGGCAAGUGCCCACGCCGUCAAUGGAGGACAUCGUGCAGCAGUUCUUCGCGUCGCCUAUGGCCCUGAACGACCCGGACAGAGUCGGGUGCUACUGCCUCUUCACGGGCACCAACUCGUCCGAGUGCGCGCCGUGGGUCGAUAUGAACGUCCCCCCCUGGACAUACACCCCGGACAAGUACUUCAACAAAACCGCAGCCAUUCCCAUCGGGGUGUCUGUGCUCGGUCUCACGGGCAACUUGGACCCCGUGACCACGUCAAAGCAUGCCCGACGACACUUUAACAACAUGAAAGGCGACAACAAGAAACUGGUUGAGUUCCCCGUGGCAGUGCAUGGCGUCAUUGGGAACACCCCCAUGUCGGACAACCACACUGAUCCCCACUGCGGCUUGCUUGUGGUCGCCGAUUUCCUUCUCGCCAACGGCGCGCUGGACGCGAUAAACUUGACCUGCAUGGACAAGGUGCAGCCUCUCAAUUUCGACAUCCCGGACGCCUUGGCCCUCGAGCUGUUUGAUCUGGACGGCGGUGCCAUGGACGGCAAAAUACACCCCCCCGCGCAAGGUGCCAAGGACUACAACUUGACAGUCGUCGGCCUCGGGCUCAAUGCGCUCCUGAAACAUCGUGAAGCCAAAGCGACGCGAGGCAAGUACGCAGUCUACGAAGACGCGUGCACGGGCGGCGCUUCUUGA